GCUCUAAGUUUCAACCCCGUUUCCUAUAAGUCACAUGAUGUAUAUGUAUGCAUACAUAGAGAGAGAAAAGAGAAAAGAAGUUGAUGAGUAUAUGUAAAGAAGAAGAUUAAACAAUCAGAGACCAUACAAUGCCUUCUCCAGGUAAGGUGCGAGGUCAAUGAAUCAAUUAACAAAAAGAAGAAACUUUUUUCCAAGAAAAAUAAAAAGAAGAGAGUAAAGAGAAAAAAGAAAUCUUUUAGGCCUCGAAAAAGAGAGCUGAAACAAAAGUUGAUUUCAGAAAGCAAAACCCUUUGUUUCUCCCUCUUAACUCAUCUCUCUUUCUUCCUCUAUUAGUAAAGCUGAGACAGCAGUACUAUCCACCACCAAAUAAAAGAAGUAAAGAGGAAAGAUCUCUAAUCUUCACAUCAAAAACAAAAGAUUCUUCGAUUUUGUUUUUCUUUUCCAAUAGUCACAACUUAGUAAUUAAUUGUACACUUCCUCCAAUAUAUACCACCAUCGUUAAGAAAAACAAAAAGAUCAUCCCAUGAUACAUUACGAGCAAAACAACAACCAUCAGAACCUUCCCUCUUCAUCUUCCAACGAUCUUCUUCUUGGCAUCAAUGGAGCCGACGCAACCCAAAAGAGAAAACGAAGACCCGCAGGGACACCAGAUCCAGAUGCAGAGGUGGUAUCUUUAUCACCAAGGACGUUGCUAGAGUCAGAUCGGUACGUGUGUGAGAUCUGCAACCAAGGGUUUCAAAGGGAUCAGAAUUUACAGAUGCAUAGAAGAAGGCAUAAAGUGCCAUGGAAGCUUCUGAAGAGAGACAAGAAGGAUGAGGAAGUGAGGAAGAGAGUCUACGUGUGUCCCGAGCCAACAUGUCUCCACCACGAUCCGUGUCACGCCCUUGGAGAUCUGGUCGGAAUCAAAAAGCACUUCCGCCGGAAACACAGUGUCCACAAGCAAUGGGUUUGCGAGAGAUGCUCCAAAGGUUAUGCAGUUCAAUCUGACUACAAAGCUCAUCUCAAGACUUGUGGCUCACGCGGUCACUCCUGUGACUGUGGCCGCGUUUUCUCCAGGGUUGAGUGUUUCAUAGAGCAUCAAGAUACUUGCAACAUCCGGGAACCUCCACCCACCAACCACCGUCCUCUACAGCAGCACACGACGGGCCUUGCCGCUCCAUCAAGAACGACUUCAACCGCAAGCUUUGGCCCUUUAUUGCAUGGACUUCCUUUGUUACGUCCACCACGACCUUCCAAUCAACAUUCACCAGCUUUUGCUUACCCUUUCAAUGCUUCAUCAACUCCUUUCGAAAGCCUCGAACUUCAACUAUCCAUAGGAAUGGCGAGAACAUCAGCACAAGCAAAGCGCAACGAAAAGGGAGAGACGAGUUUCACCAAGGAAAGAGCGAACGAGGAGGUAAGGAAGGCAGAGGAAACGAGACAAGAAGUUAAAAGGCAGAUAGAGAUGGCGGAAAAGGAUUUUGAGAAAGCUAAGAGAAUAAGGGAAGAAGCGAAAAUCGAGCUGGAGAAGGCUCAGGUUGUUAGAGAAGAAGCAAUCAAGAGGAUUAAUGCAACAAUGAUGGAGAUCACUUGCCACUCUUGCAAGCAACUGUUUCAGCUGCCUGUUAUGGCUGAUGAGAGUACGUCGUCUCUUGUUAUGAGUUACGUUUCCUCGGCGACAACUGAAGGAGAAUGUGAGUGAUCCAAUGCAUCUUCAUAUAUCUCCAUAUGAACAAAAGAAAGCAAAUAAUCAUUUUAAACGAAAUGACGGUAUUUUUUUGUGGAUCUGUAUGAAUGAUCAAUUUUUACAAUACGCAUUAUAUUGUUUUCUUUUGCCACUGCAGAAUUCACAUAAUGACUGUAAAUUUGGAGAAUCGUUUGAAUUUCGAUUAAAAAUGUACCGGUUAAUUUUUA
This is a messenger RNA of Arabidopsis lyrata subsp. lyrata, 1893 nucleotides long. RefSeq names its product protein indeterminate-domain 16. Lineage: Eukaryota; Viridiplantae; Streptophyta; Magnoliopsida; Brassicales; Brassicaceae. The transcript has 3 exons. The record is from RefSeq and is a predicted model, not a curated record. Bases 524 to 1681 code for a protein of 385 amino acids. Gene Ontology annotation, molecular function: DNA-binding transcription factor activity. Gene Ontology annotation, cellular component: nucleus.